AUGGUGAAAUUUCCAUUGGAGUUUGAGGUUAAUGUACAAUCACCCAUUUACUUGGUUCAAGUUUGGGUGUGGGAGAGGUUCAAAAAUUUGCAACCACAACCCAAGUUAAUCAACAAUGGAGAUCAUGUAUUGUUGAGAUGGCAUAAGGUUAAGGCUUUGAAAAUUGACAAUGUGAGGUUUGCAUUAGAUUCAGCUGUUGAUGAUUUUCUUUGGCGUCCGUAUGUUAGAUCUGCUGAUAAGUGUGGAGUGUUUUAUCCAAAUGAUGAAUUUUGGAUAUGUAAGAAAGAUUUAGGUAAAGAGAUGUUGUCAUUUGUUAUAUGCUUAAGAGUUUGUGAGCUAGUUGGAUUUGAAUCUGUAGAGCAAUAUCUCCCGCAUAGAGUUGCUAUGCAAUUUGGAAUGGAUCAAGAUGUUCCAAGUUAUGUGCCUAGAUUCAAUGCGACCAAAGCCAUUGCUUGGAAAAACUACUGCAGACCCAUAUCUGAUAAAAAACUAUAUUUUCCACCAAGAUUUUUUGAGGCAGAUGUUACCACGCGUUAUCCAAAGUGGUGGAAGAAAUCAGUAUUAGGUCGCGACGAUUUUGUCAUGAACAUUAUGAAGCGGAAGAGGUGCAAGGUCAAGAAAACAUCAACCUCAUGGUGUUUGGAGAAAGAUUUUAAUGAUGCAAAUGGGAGCAAAGAAGCAAGGAUGUCUAGUGACAGAGUCUAUGUAUCUGAGUCUCAAGGUGAAAGCUGUAGCUAUGCUAUCAGAAACAAGCCCUCUUCAUCCAAUAAACUAAUUGUUGUGCAGCAUGAUCUCCAAUUUCACUCUGAUAAGGCUGCUCAAGCAGAAGCUAAAGAAUCGGUUGAAGAAAGAGAAAGAAAAGAAAAAGAUGAUGAAGUUAUGGUUUCGUUUGAAGAGCAAUGCUUAAAGAAUCAAGAGGAACUAGCGCGUCUAGCAAGGCGACAGGAAGAGAUCUUAUGGUUAAUGGUUUUGAGGGAGAAGAGGGAUGAAGAGUUGAGGCAAUUCCUCAUUAGUGUUCUAAGGAAUCAACAACCACCGCCAUCAUCGUCUUCUUAA
Messenger RNA from Trifolium pratense (red clover), 1056 nucleotides. RefSeq lists its product as uncharacterized. The transcript is spliced from 2 exons. Bases 1 to 1056 code for a protein of 351 amino acids. NCBI's taxonomy places the organism in Eukaryota, Viridiplantae, Streptophyta, Magnoliopsida, Fabales, Fabaceae. Gene Ontology annotation, biological process: meristem maintenance; meristem development. The record is from RefSeq and is a predicted model, not a curated record.